AUGCGCAAGAGCUCCAGCACUUCUUCUCGAACGAGAGCGCGAUAUACGUUGCAAGCUUGCGAUGUUUGCCGUGCGAAGAAGAUACGCUGUGACGGUCUCAAGGAUAUAUGUGGACAGUGUGUCUCUUCCAAGCGCCAAGCGGAGUGUGCAUGGACGAAGCAACCUGUUCGCAAACCCCGCACCGAAGCCCAUUUCGAAGCGUUGAGGAAGCGUGCCGACGCCUUGGAGUCGUAUACCCGGCUGCUGGAGAGGCAGCUUGCCACAUGUCGCUGUCGGACUGCUUUUGGCUAUGGCUCAUCGUCGCAGGGAGGAGGUGCUGACGCAGCAGUUGGUGUGGACGAAGAGGCGGUCGAAGAAGAACCCUCGGACGAGCGGAACCAGACGGACAUUACACAAGAAUUGUGUGUGCCCACAGCUAAGCUCAAGCUCGAAGAUCGCGACUUGCUGUUCCAUGGAAUCACUACCCCAUUUCGCUUCUCCUCGACGACUACUGCGCGUCCUGCCCCCUCUCCGGCGGCCACAUUCGGCUCUUACAUUCUGAUGAUUGAAGGCGUGGACGAAUCCCAGUGCGACCCCACAUUUGACUGGUCACGGUAUCUUCCGCAUGACAUCCUUUUCGAUCGCAAAGAACACGACCGGCUACUCGACCUCGUCUUCAAGUUCUUCACCUCCUGGUGUAUGCGCAUCGUGCCCGCUUUAUUCCUUCGAGAUAUGUACCGCUAUCUAACCCACCCGGAUCCAUACCCGCACAAGCUGAAGACGUCACACUACUCCCCCAUGCUGCAUAACGCCCUCCUGGCCCUCGGCUCUGCCUAUUCUGAUGACCCGAAAGUACGGUCCGUCACUGCCCGACGGGCCAUCGUCGCCCAUGCGAAGAGCUUCAUUGAGGCUGAGGUCGCCCGGCCCGACAUCAGCGUCGUUAAUGCACUAGCUAUCGUGGGAAGCUUCCACUCCAGCCACGGAGAAAUGAUGUUGGGCUGGACUUAUUUCGGGAUGAGUAUUCGCAUCAGCCAGUCUUUGGGCCUAUCCAUCGACACCGUUCCCUGGGUUCGUUCUGGUCUUAUCACGAAGACAGAUAUGGUCGACCGCAACUGGACGUACUGGAUUACAUUCACGCAGGAUGUCUGCUGGUCCCUGUAUGUCGGUCGUGACUUGACUGUCCCGGCACCACCUUCAGCGAAGUAUUUGCGACCUGUCUCUGGAGAAGGAGGAUGGUUCGACGAGCUCGAUGAGGCCCCCGUCAGUUAUGCCUGCCCGCCAGGUGGCACGAAGCAGCCCGCGCAGCCGAAUUACUUAGGCAAGGUGAACGAUGCGACGUGUGAUCUCUUGCUUAUCGCGACAAAGAUCAUGGCAGUAAUCAACAAUUUGGGCCGGAAGGCAACCCGGCAGGAAGUCGCGGACAAAAUCAUCACCGACAUCGAGUCUGUUUUGUCUCACAUUCGUUUUUUUGCGGAUAUACUGAAGAAACUCCUCAGUGUACAACUUCAUACAUGGAAAUCACAGUUGCAAGCAGAAGUCGAUAUUACGCCACUUACGCGGGAGACGUCAACGCCGCACAGGUUGAUGAUGCAUGCUGCAUAUUGGUGGUGCUUCAUUCUGCUGCAUCGGCCGUUCUUCCACCAGAAGCUGCGCCCCGCGCAUGGAUCGGACCCGCAAGUAGACCAUGUUAAGCUGUGUAAACGCGCAGCAGAGAAUAUCAUGGAGCUCCUGGAAGCGUGGCGAAAGCUCUAUGGUCUGCGGUUCUCUCAGGUCACCCUGGUAAGUGACUUACGGCGCAAUCUGUAUUCUCGGCUGGGACUGUCUUUUUUGUUGCUUGCUGCCAACUCGACUUCUCCUACCCGCAGCCGCAUCGCGUCAACAUCGCUCCGCACGGCGCUCACACAAGUUGAGCUCUGCAUCCAGUAUCUCGGCGAGAUCGGACAGACAUGGCAGACGGGAAAUCUCAUGGGGAAUAUCCUCCGGAACCUGUUGAUAGAGCAGAUCCGACCCCUUCUGGAAAAACGACGGGCUGGAGAGGCGGCCAGAGACAACUCUAAAGACCGAACACCACCCGACAACCUCACGGAGCCGAGUGUUAUCACUAAUCUCACCACGUCUUUAGCGCCAGCCUCUCUGGACUUUGAUAGUAUGGGCCAUCCUUCAAAUUCAAUGUCACCCCUACCCACUAGUUUGGAUGAUCUAUUCCUUGACUCCGUCACCAAUAGCGUCUUCGAGGACGACUCGAUUCCCCUGCCAGACUUCCUACAAGCAAUGCUGGGUCCAGAGCCGAUCCCGGAUGCGCCAUACAUGCCACCCUUCGACCUUGGCUACUCUAACAUGGAGCUGGAUUUCGGACUGGACUUCGCCAACAACGGCGUCGGCGACCUUUCUUUGAACCUGGCGGCGAAUCUGAACUGGGAUUAUUGGCGUUAG
This is a messenger RNA of Mycena indigotica, 2412 nucleotides long. RefSeq lists its product as uncharacterized. Gene Ontology annotation, biological process: regulation of DNA-templated transcription; DNA-templated transcription. Gene Ontology annotation, molecular function: DNA binding; DNA-binding transcription factor activity, RNA polymerase II-specific; zinc ion binding. The record is from RefSeq and is a predicted model, not a curated record. Bases 1 to 2412 code for a protein of 803 amino acids. NCBI's taxonomy places the organism in Eukaryota, Fungi, Basidiomycota, Agaricomycetes, Agaricales, Mycenaceae. The transcript is spliced from 8 exons.